Messenger RNA from Loxodonta africana (African savanna elephant), 4925 nucleotides. RefSeq names its product WD repeat domain 76 (gene WDR76). NCBI's taxonomy places the organism in Eukaryota, Metazoa, Chordata, Mammalia, Proboscidea, Elephantidae. Gene Ontology annotation, molecular function: protein binding; DNA binding. The record is from RefSeq and is a predicted model, not a curated record. Bases 49 to 1944 code for a protein of 631 amino acids. Gene Ontology annotation, biological process: regulation of DNA damage checkpoint. The transcript has 13 exons. Gene Ontology annotation, cellular component: nucleus.
CCCGCCGCGCUCUAGGCGGGAAGGCUCCAGCUGCUGAGCCGCGGGAAGAUGUCGGGGUGCGGCGCGGCGGCCGACGAGAAGGCGGCUUCCAGGCUGCGACCCCAGGUGAAUGAAUAUAAAGAAAAUCAAAACAUCCCUUACGUGUCUCUGAAACCCAUACCGAGGACAGUUUUAGAAAAAACAGUUAAAGUUCACCUGGCUGCCUUUUCACUCAGUAAUGACAAGCUAGACCAAGUUAAGCACCCCAAAUCACUAUUAGAAAAGAAUUCUAACGAUGUGCCGCUGUGUAAGAAGACAGAAAUAAAGAAAACUUGCAGAGGGAUUUUAACUCCAAAGAUGGAAGCCACAUCUUCCAGGGCAGAAUCCAGUCUGCAAAAGUCGUCCUUAGAUGUUCAUCCUGAGAGUAACAGGGGACAGCACCAGAGCACUUCAGAUGCUGUGAUCGUCAGUGUUGAUGUGGAAAGUGGCCAGGACGGGGACAGUGAGGAAGAAACCACAUCAGGCCUGGAUGAUUUUUCAGGAUUGUCAUCAUACGAAAAGAAGAGACUAAAGAACAUAUCAGAAAAUGCAAACUUUUUUGCUUCUCUUCAUUUGUCUGAGUCAGCUGCAAGACUUCGUGAAAUGGUAAAGAAGAGACAACCUUCUGAAUCCAAAAGAAAGAAGCCUAGGAAGAGAGAAAAUGACGGGACUGGCUGUAGAAGGUCAAUGCGAUUACUAAAAGUAGACCCUUUGGGAGUUCCAUUACCAGCAACUCCAACCCAGCUGGCAUUAUUAGCAGAUGAAAAUCCUUUGUUACCUCCUGGGCCUUUGGAAAUGACUCCUGAAAAUCGAGAUGAUAACGAAGAACUAUUUAAAGGAUUUCUACAGACUUGGGAAGAAAUGAGUGAGACAGGCAGUAAGAAUACGAAGGAGUUAUUUAGCCUUAAAAGCUACCAAGCCAAUGUAAGUGGUAUGGUCCUUAGUGAAGACACUGUUUGUAAAGUGACCAAAGGCUCAGUGCUGUCUCUGGCCCUCCACCCAUCGGAAACCAGAACUUUGGUGGCAGCUGGAGCCAAAUAUGGGCAAAUUGGACUUUGGGAUUUGACUCAACACCCUAAAGAAGAUGGGAUUUACGUUUUUCACCCGCAUAGUCAGCCAGUUAGCUGUCUUUACUUUUCGCCCGCCAAUCCGGCCCACAUACUGUCGCUGAGCUAUGACGGGACAGUACGCUGUGGAGAUUUUUCCAGAGCUGUUUUUGAAGAGGUGUAUAGAAAUGAAAGCAGUACCUUCUCUUCCUUUGACUUCUUGGCAGAAGAUGCCUCCACUGUAGCCAUCGGACACUGGAAUGGAAGCGUGUCUUUAGUGGACAGGCGGACACCUGGGACUUCUUACGAGAAGCUUGUCAAGUUACCUUUGCAGAAAAUAAGAACUAUUCAUGUCCACCCAGUGCAUAGGCAAUACUUUGUUACUGCUGGACUGAGGGAUAUUCAUAUUUAUGAUGCAAGAAGCCUGACUCCCAGGGGAAGCCAGCCUUUGACUUCUUUGACUGAACAUACCAAGAGCGUUGCUUCUGCCUAUUUUUCACCUAUAACUGGUAACAGAUUGGUGACCACGUGUGCUGAUAAUAAUCUGAGAAUCUUUGACAGCAGCUGUGUCUCCUCUCAGCUUCCUCUCCUCACCACGAUCAGGCAUAACACCAACACUGGGCGCUGGCUGACCAGGUUCCGGGCAGUGUGGGACCCUAAACAAGAAGACUGCAUCAUAGUUGGCAGCAUGGCCCACCCCCGGCGGGUGGAGAUCUUCCACGAGACGGGAAAGUGGCUGCAUUCUUUUCUUGGUGGAGAAUACCUCACCUCUGUGUGUUCCAUCAAUGCCAUGCACCCAACGCGGUAUAUUCUGGCUGGAGGCAAUUCCAGCGGGAAGAUACAUGUUUUUAUGAAUUCAGAAAGUGAGUUUUGGGGUUAGUGGUACACUGAUUUGUUCAAGUUGAUCAGUGUCUGAGGAACCCAGAAAGUUGAAUUCAUGUGGCUUAGCCUGUUUACUUGGUAAUAUGUCAUAUUUAGCAAAUAUAAAAUUGCUUCAUUAUUAAGAAUGUUCCAAUGAGCAGAAUGUACUUUUAGUAAGGGAGAAACCCUGGAGGUUAUUUUCUACAGGGUGGGGAGGGAACUUGAGGGGAGCUGGAAAAAAAAAAUUCUUUUUUUUCUUUUUUUGAGAUGCCUACUCAGGAAGUAUGUUGAGAAAUUCUAAGAUUAUAAAUUAUAAAGCUUUGGACGGUCAAUAUUCAAAGUUUCUGUGAUCAAAUAAUAUGUUUUUGACUCUGUAGUGAGAUUUAGAUUUGUGGUUUAUAGUUUGGAGUGAAUAUUUAUUUCUAGACUCACACAAUUGGAAGGGGUACUGAAAAGUCACCUGAUUCAGUGAUUUCAAAACUUUUAGUUUUUUUUUAAUGGAGAACUCCCUUUUUUUUCCUUCCUCUAAAUAAAAUCUUAUGUGAAACCCCAAGAUAAUUGCCGAGUAGCUUUGGUCAAUGGGGCAGGGCCUGGGCCUGUGUGCUGGGUCCCUUCCCCUCGGGAGAGUUCCUGAGACUGUCCAAGGAAUUCUGGGCUCCUAGACACACAGUUUGGGUCUGCCUUACCCUGAAUUCCAGAAGGGAUUGCCCUCAGACCAGCGCUUUCCUAACAGUGGGUGUUGGUCAUUGACAAGGAAUCAGUUUAUGAAGAGUUUGAAAAAAUGAAAAGGAAAGAAAUAAUAAAGAACAGAAACCAUAAUUAGAAUCAGUAUUGUUUUGUGAAACCUCGUUACACAUGCAUAUAUAUGUAGCCAUAACCGUGUGUGUGUGUUUAUUCUGAUGUCAGCAUGUUUCUUCAUUACUGUGGGUUUGUGGGUCAGGGUUAAAGAAGUGAAAGCUAUUGCCUUAGAAUGUCCCAGACUGCCUUAGCUGUCCCUUUCUGUCUUAGUCAUCUAGUGCUGCUAUACUGGAAAUACCACACGUGGACGGCUUUAACAAAGAGAAAUUUAUUCUCUCACAGUCUAGUAGGUUACAAGUCCAAAUUCAGGGUGUUAGCUCCAGGGGAAGGCUUUCUCUCUGUCAGCUCUGGAGGAAGAUUCCUUGUCAUCAGUCUUCCCCUGGCCGAGGAGCUUCUCAGGCGCAGGGACCCCAGGUCCAAAGGGCGUGCUCUGCUCCCAGUGCUGCUUUCUUGGUGGUAUGAGGUACCCCACUCUCUGCUCACUUCUCUUACCUUUUUAUCUCUUGAGAGAUAAAAGGUGGUGCAGCCCACACCCCAGGGAAACUCCCUUUACACUGGAUCAGGAAUGUGACCUGGUAAGGGUGUUACAGCCCACCCUAAUCCUCUUUAACAUAAAAUUACAAUUACAAAAUGGAGGACAACCACACAAUACUGGGAAAUCAUGGCUUAAUCAAUUGAUACACACAUUUUUGGGGGGACAUAAUUCAAUCAUGACACUUUAAAGUUUCCAGAGGAGAUUCAGUAACUUAAGUGAAUACCUUCGUUCUUACUCAUAUUUUUGGGGACCCCAAAACCCCAAACCCAUUGCCAUCGAGUCAAAUCUGACUCAUAGCGACCUUAUAGGACAGAGUAGAACUGCCCAUAGAGUUUCCAAGAAGCACCUGGCAGCUUCGAACUGCUGACCCUUUGGUUAAUAUCAUUAAAUAUUCACGACUUUGGGUAUGUCUUCACGGAGCAGUUUUCAGAAGUCAGUGUGAUUUGAAUGCGGUUGGUGUUGGGAAGGUGAGCUGCUACGUCACUUGACUAAUGUUACUAUGUGAUGUCACCUGUCCAAGUUUUUUCAUUGUUCUUCAUUGCUAAACUACUAUUGAAGGAUUAUUAUAAAUAGCUUUGGCUAUAUGUAUGAAUUUUAAGAGGAAGUACUAUUUUCUUACAACUGUAUAUCAAAAAUAAAGCGAUAUCUGUAAUUUCCUUGAGGAACAAUUUCUUAAACAAUUUCUUUUUCUGUGAUCUAAGUAUCUUAAAGGCUUAGUUUUUUAAUAGGUUAUGGGUGUUUAUAAGGAAUUUGUUGUUGUUGUUGAGUGCUGUUGAGUCGAUUCCAACUCAUAGUGAUCCCAUGUGACAAAGAACUGCCCCAUAGGGUUUCCUAGGCUGUAAUUUUUACAGGAGCAGAUCGCCAGUCUUUCUCCCAUGAAGCCAUUGGGUGGGUCUGAACUGCUGACCUUUCAGUCAGCAGCCAAGCGGUUAACCAUUAUGCCACCAAGGCUGCUUUUUAUAAGGAGUAGGAGUUUUUCAUUUUCUGGGUGGUACGAGUACAGGAAUUGGUAAGCGAGAUGGAAAUACUGAUUUAUGAAGUGGAAGGAAGGUAAGCUGAGUGAGGUUGAGUUAUGUUUAAACUGCAGGAAACAGUCAGGGAAGCCUUUAGCCUCUGUUUCCCUUUUCAGCUCCACUUAAUUUCACAGGUUGCACAGUGGCUACUUCCAUGGGAAUUGUUCUUUCUUCCGAUGCCAAAAACUACUCGCAAUCAAAUUCAUUUAAGCUUUGAAUACUUGGCAGUAAUUGCCGGGCUUCUGCAGUAAACUUUAGCAAAUUCUUGGUGUUUCUCACUUUUGUGGUUUCAUUUGCCACUGUAGCUUCAUAAGCUGUGCCAUUUACAUCCACUUCCACUGAACAGAGUUGUGUCUUCUUGAGGUGACACAGGAAGGAAAGAGAGUGAGUCCCGAGACUUGUUUCUUGUGGUGAGCCUUAUAAUGGAGGAAUUGUUUAAAUCUAGAAAGCACAUAAAGGAAAAUUGUCUCCCUUAGGACAUCCUCAACUAAUCUGUAGUGAAAGAUACUUCUUCCCAGACUCCUUUAAAGCUUCGGGAUCAACCUUUUUUGUAAGUGUGAACUUUAUCGUAUCUCUUUAAGCGCAUAAGCUCUGAAUUCCACUUGAGUUAUUUUCUUUGAGGUGCCUAGCUUUUUUUUUUUUUUUUUAACAUGA